Molecule: messenger RNA, 870 nt
Organism: Trifolium pratense (red clover)
Lineage: Eukaryota; Viridiplantae; Streptophyta; Magnoliopsida; Fabales; Fabaceae
Product: immune-associated nucleotide-binding protein 9-like
Exons: 3
Coding region: 1-870 (289 amino acids)
Molecular function (GO): GTP binding
Source: RefSeq, a predicted model, not a curated record
AUGAAAUGUUUUACAGGAUUAUUUGAUUUUACUGUCGGAUCUGAGUUAAUCGGCAAAGAAAUAGUCAAGUGCAUUGGUUUGGCCAAAGACGGGAUCCAUGCCAUCCUCGUAGUGUUCUCCGUUAGAACACGCUUUAGUGCAGAAGAAGAAAGUGCUUUGCGUAGCUUGCAAAAACUAUUCGGCAGCAAAAUUGUUGACUACAUGAUUGUGAUCUUUACCGGAGGAGAUGAGUUGGAGGAAAAUGACGAGACACUGGACGAUUAUUUAGGCCGUGAAUGUCCAGAGCCUUUAAAAGCAAUUCUUUCUUUGUGUGGGAAUCGAUACGUGCUUUUUGACAACAAAACCAAAGAUGAAAAGAAGCGUCACAAACAAGUUCAACAACUUCUCUUUAUCGUAGAUAUUUUAAUAUCAAAGAAUGGUGGACAACCUUAUACAGACAAGUUAUUUAAAGAAAUUAAGAAAAGAGAAAUGGAGCUACAAAAACAACAAAGAGAGGUUGAUUCCAUGCAAGGAUAUUCAAAAGAAGAUAUAUUAGAGUAUAAAAAGCAAAUGGAACAACAAGCUUACAAUGACCAGCUUUAUCAAAUUACUCAGAUGAUAGAGUCAAAGUUGAUGGAAGCAACUACAAAGCUAGAGGAACAAUUGGCAAAAGAGCAAGCUGCAAGACUAGCGGCCGAAGAGUACGCAAAGGCUGCUCAAAUGAAAUCAAACGAUGAAAUUAAGAAACUUAGAAGACAUCUUAUGCGAGCAAAGGAAGAACUUCAUCAACGAAGUCAAGAUUCAUCGUUUAAGAAACUAAGAAGACAUUUUGAUCAGGCACAUGUAGAACUUCGCAGGCGAACUCCAAAUGAUCGCUGUACCAUUCUAUGA